AUGACCGGCGAAUAUACUUGUGGGCGCUGUCUGCAGGUGCUCCGGCGAAGGGCUGUUGCCCAGAACUCUGUGGCUCGCUGGCAUCAAGUCGCCAGUCCAAGGCGAGGGGGAUACGGCUUUCCCGCUUCAUGCGUGCGGAGCUUGAGCUCUCGGAGCAGUGCUUCCUUUAAGUCCAGGCCUAUACAAGCCCCAGUCCGGCAGAAUACUCUAUCGUCCAAUUUGUCGGCCUCCUCAAUUGCAUCGCAAAAUGUCAAGUCGAUUGUGCAGAAGGCCACAUCUGCCACAUCUGCCGCCUCGCCAGAGGCUCGGGCACUUCUGAAGCCGAACAACCUGUUUCACUCCUUCUCCCAGUCUCCAGCAGCUGCAAUCCGACAGCGUGCGGCUUUUAUCAAGCAGAACGCCUUCUGCCCCCAUCCGAGCCAUCAGCAGACUCGUUUGCCCCUGUCCCCCCACGAUCCCGAAUCGCGCAAGAGCCAGGUGACCUCGGAGAGUCUGCCUCCCGCGCACUCUCAUUUCGAAUGUCCCGACUGCGGUGUUCCGAUUUACUGCUCCGAGGGCCAUUGGAUGGAUGAUUUCGAGGCCCAUCUGGAGAUUUGUGAGACAAUUCGACAGAUCAAUGAAGACGAUCAUGAUCUACACUCCGGACGGUUUUUCCCGGAGUUCUCGUACCCCGGACUGCAGGACGAUAACUUCGUCAUUAACAUGACGAAUUGGGACACUUUCCUGUACACACGAGAAUUUGAGGCGAUCAACGAUGAUCGGAGCAUGCGACAAGUAACGAGAAUGCUCACCUACCCUCUCACAAUUGGAAGUGUUUUGCAUGAGCUGAGCCCUUACAAUGUCCGGAAAGAUGGCAGGCUUACCGUGGAGGGUCUCAAGAGUGUCAGCGCGCUCCGGUACACCCUUCACCCUCCCAAGACCGGCGAGGGCGUCGACAUCCAAGGACUACGACUCAAGGCUCCUCCCGUGCGCAUAUUCAUUUUGGGAGCUCGCGCCGAGUCCUCGUUGCCGCGCGAAGUUUGGCUUCAACUUAGCUACAUUUUCCCGCGCUCCCUGAUCCAUUUGAUCUUCAUCGGACCGGAGAGUAUGGCCAACCGGGAUGAUGAAUUCCCACUACCCGAGCGCACCUCCGAGAAUCCCUUCGGUGGUAUUGUGGAGGACAGACUUGGAGGACAGUUCAAGAUUACCACGUACGUUGACUACUUCCACACAAUGUACAAAGCGCAGUACUUCCAGCCCUUCGAUCCUUAUCUGGACUGCUUCAUGCUCUUCCACCCGGGUCUGGGACACCCGGCCAGCUCCCACGAAUGGGAGGAAACGCUCCCGCAGCUCCUCGAGACCAAGGUCCCCAUCAUCAGCACGGGCUACACGCAGUGGGAUAUGGAACGUGACAUCAACUGGGUCAACGAGAAGUGUGCCGGUGAAUUCGACAUUCUGCUCGAACCCGGUGAGAACGUUUUCCGCAGUUUGCGUUGGGAUCUCAACGAUCUGGAUCCCCAUGACGUGUCCUGCGGUAACUGGGGUCUUUGGGCUUUCAGAGGAAAGAGGUACGAGGCGACUUUCAAGGAUCAAUAG
Aspergillus neoniger CBS 115656 is the source of this 1575-nucleotide messenger RNA. RefSeq names its product putative mRNA processing protein (Mss51). Gene Ontology annotation, cellular component: extrinsic component of mitochondrial inner membrane. Lineage: Eukaryota; Fungi; Ascomycota; Eurotiomycetes; Eurotiales; Aspergillaceae. Gene Ontology annotation, biological process: mitochondrial respiratory chain complex IV assembly. Bases 1 to 1575 code for a protein of 524 amino acids. The transcript is spliced from 2 exons. The record is from RefSeq and is a predicted model, not a curated record.